CUUCUUCUCGGUUCAUACGCCCACAACAUAAAUAUGGCAAGAAGAGAGUGAAAUGCGGGGAGGAAAGAAAAAUAUCAUCAUUAUCACUUCGCAGCAUGAAUACGCUAUUCCUCCUGGCAGGUGCCAGUGGCGCAACGGCACAUAUUCUCUUCUAUCGUUUAGGCGAAUGGGAUCUCAAAAGCCUCAGUCUGGUCACUAAUUAUUUGAUAUUUGUCGUGAUUGGCAUCUAUAUUGAGAGUCUGAAUGUGCUUGAUCCCUAUUUUCCUGCACCGCUAGAGCGCUAUUGGGCGAUCAAAUCAGUAGGUUGUCAUGUUGUUGGCAUCUACUUGAGUAUUAUCCUUUAUCGCCUUUUUUGGCAUCGCUUGUCCCGAUUUCCUGGCCCCUUUUUCGCAAAAUUGUCCAACUUCUACGUGACUGCACUCUCAGCCAAGAAACUGCAUCUGUAUGAAGAGGUUGAGAAUCUGCAUAAAAAAUACGGCGACUAUGUACGACUCGGCCCCUCGGAAUUAUCAAUCGCGGAUCCUCAAGCCGUCAAGUAUAUCUACGGCGGUCAGGCGAAGGUUCGUAAGGGGCCGUGGUACACGGUUCUAGAGCCUAGAGUAUCUCUUCAUAUGAGUCGAGAUAAGCAAGAACACGCACGGAGAAGAAAAGUAUGGGACCAAGCUUUUAGCUCAAAAUCAUUGCGAAAUUAUGAACCACGGGUCUCCCACUAUACCAACCAACUGAUUGGUGCGAUUCAAAAAAAUAUUGACAAGCCGAUGAACAUGAGCAACUGGUUCAAUUAUUACAGUUUUGAUGUUAUGGGGGAUUUGUCGUUUGGAAAAUCUUUUAAUAUGUUGCUAGAUGGAAAGGAAACCUACUUUUUGAAACAGCUGCAUGCUGAUAUGAAGAUGAUUGGUAUUUUCAGCCACUUGACCUGGCUGUUUCCUUUUUUCAAACGAAUCCCCUUGAUAAAUGCCGACUACUUGAAAAUGUGGAAUUGGGUCCGAAACCGAGUGAAGGAAAGAACAGAGAGUAAACCGGAUUGUCCGGACGUGUUCUCCUGGGUGUUGGACGACUUUGACAAAGGGCCAAAAACGAAGCAGGAUCAACUGAAUCUCGAAGGAGACGGCUACCUCAUCGUUGUGGCAGGCAGUGACACUACUGCCGCAACGCUCACCAAUCUCUUUUUCCAUUUGGCUGGGAAUCCGCAUUGGCAAAAACUAUUACAAGAAGAAUUAGACGCUUUGCCUGAUUUGUCUUAUGAGAAACUGGUAAAUAUCAAGAACCUUGAUGCUCUUAUCAACGAAACGCUUCGACUACAUCCGGCCGUCCCUUCAGGAACUCAGCGUAUGACACCGCCCGAAGGCAUCAGCAUUGGUGAUGUAUACAUUCCGGGAGAUAUUAUGGUCUGUAUGCCUCCGCAUACACUUUUCAGAGAUCAACGUGUAUUCUCUCGUCCUGAAGAGUUCGUCCCCGAGAGAUGGACUACACAGCCAGAGUUAGUGAAGGAGCCUUCUGCCUUCAUUCCAUUCAAUAGUGGCCCGUAUUCAUGCGUUGGAAAACAGCUCGCUCUCAUGGAACUCCGCCAUGUCACUGCUCAAAUUGUGACCCAGUUUGAUAUCUUCUUUGCACCCAGUCAGAAGGUGAACGACUUCAUAGAUGGAAAGAGAGAUACCUUUACCCUGGUGACCGCACCGUUGCAGCUGGUAUUCCGGGAGCGGAAAAAGAAUGUAACCUGAUGUAGAUCAAAGGAUUGAAUGCACAGCUAGCAACUUCGUAUGCAUAUGC
Messenger RNA from Talaromyces proteolyticus, 1770 nucleotides. Its product is annotated as cytochrome P450 monooxygenase. Bases 96 to 1721 code for a protein of 541 amino acids. The record is from RefSeq and is a predicted model, not a curated record. Lineage: Eukaryota; Fungi; Ascomycota; Eurotiomycetes; Eurotiales; Trichocomaceae. The transcript has 7 exons. Gene Ontology annotation, molecular function: monooxygenase activity; heme binding; iron ion binding.